UGACUGUAUGCCUGUAAAUCUUCAGUGAACUCAGCAGGAAGUGAGAGGACGACAGCUUUGCCAGACUACAUCAGCUCAAAACUGAAACUGUUGCUUUCUUUGAACCUUGCUUUGGCCAGAUGAUGAACGCGGAACUACACCAGUGUUAGAUCACAUGACAAGCUCGGAGAACAGACAUGGCCAGUGUCCCAGAGAUCCUCUUGGACAUUUUGGAGCAGCUUGUUGAUAAGGAGCUCAGGACUUUCCAUUGGUUCCUUUACAGUAAUGUUCUUGAAGGAUUCCCUCAUAUUCCAAAGUCUAAGGUGGAUGGAGUGGACAGGCCGGGCACUGUGGACCUUUUGUUGCAGACAUAUGGCUAUGACGAUGCUACUAACAUUACAGUGGAUAUACUCAUGAGGAUGAAACUUAAACUGUGGGCUGAAACACUGAAGAAGAACUAUGAUAAAGUUCCAAGUAAUCGAGAAGGCAAAGAAAGUGACCACCAUGCAAUCCAAGAAAAACUGAAAUCCACUCUGAAGGAUAAGUACCAAAACAUUUAUGAGGGGAAUGCAGAUGAAGGAGAUACUGUCUACCUGAAAAAAAUCUACACUGAGCUCCACAUUAUCGAAGGGGCUUGGGGAGGCUUCAGCGAGGAGCAUGAGAUCAGACAGCAAAGGUCCAAUCACAUAAUGACAGAGGAAACCUCUGUUAAAGCUAGCAACAUUUUCAAAACAAAACCCGGGCAAGAGAAACGAAUCCGAACUGUGCUUACUCAGGGUAUCCCCGGAGUGGGUAAAACUGUCUGUGCACAGAAGUUUACCCUGAGCUGGGCAGAAGGAGAGGAAAAUCAGGACAUCAGUUUCCUCUUCCCGCUUCCUUUCCGCGAGUUGAAUCCUAACAUCGGAGAGAAGGACUAUAGUCUAAUGCAACUGCUCCAUCAGUUCUUCCCUGAGAUGAAACCCCUUGAGACACUGGGAGCAGGAUGCAAAGUCCUCUUCAUUUUUGACGGCCUGGAUGAGACUCUACUUCCAUUGAGCUUCAAGCACAACAAGGUCUUAAGAGAUGAAACAGAGCCAGCCUCGCUUGAUGUCAUAAUCACUAACCUGAUCACAGGGGAUCUGCUCGGCAACAGUCUCAUCUGGAUCACAUCCAGACCUGCAGCAGCUAGCCGGAUCCCUCGAAAGCACAUCCACCUAUGGACAGAGGUGAAGGGUUUUGCUAAUGAACAGAGGGAGGAAUACUUCAAGAGGGCUUUACGUGAUGAUAACCUUGCCAUCAGGAUCAUCAACCAUGUAAAGUCAUCAAGAAGCCUCUACAUCAUGUGUCAGAUACCAGUUUUCUGCUGGAUCACAGUCACUGUAAUGAAGAAAAUGUUGCGUAACAAUGUGACAGGGAACAUACCCAACACCCUGACUGAGAUGUACGCAUAUCUCCUUCUAUGCCAGACAGACAGGAUGAUAGAAGGGCACUACCCCAUGGAAAGCAGCAAUGUUGUUUUGAAGCUAGCAGAGCUGGCAUUCCGUCAGCUAGAAAAAGGCAAAUUGCUCUUCUAUGAGGCUGACUUGAAAGAGUGUGGCAUGGAUGUCAAAGAGGCAACCGUCUACUCAGGAGUUUGCACAGAGGUCUUUGUGAUGGAGGGCAGAAGGAGAAGAGAAAUUUUUAGUUUUGUGCACUUAACCAUACAGGAGUUUCUGGCAGCUGUGUAUGUACAUCACUCCUACAUGCAAAGAAAGGAAAAUGUUUUUCUUGGCUACAUGAAAAGGAUGUAUACAACAUGGCUCCCCAAAUGUGUCUUCAGUUUUCACAAGACUGCUAUUGAAAAGGCCUUGCAGAGUCCAGAUGGCCACUGGGACCUCUUUCUUCGCUUUCUCCUGGGACUUUCGCUGAAGUCGAACCAGGAGCUCUUGGGGCGAAUACUGCAUUUGGAAGAGGAAGGAGAGGAGGAUGUGAUGAGAACCAUCCAGUUUAUCAAGGACAAGAUUAAAGAGGAACCAGAGGCCAAACUCAACUUGUUCCACUGUCUAAGCGAGCUCAAAGAGGAGUCUCUGGUGCAAGAGGUCCAGAGCUUUGUGAGUUCUGGAAGGCUUGCAGCCAAAAAGCUGUCUCCGGUCCAGUGGUCUGCUCUCACAUUUGAACUGAUGACAUCAGAGUCAACAGAGCAGGAGUUCGACUUGAAAAAGUACAUAAAAUCAGAGGAAGGGUUACUGAAGCUGCUGACUGUCAUUACUUCCUCCACACGUGCUCUGCUAAAUCGCUGCAACCUCACUGAGAACUGCUGUGAAGCUUUGGCCACUGCACUGAGCUCAACCUCUUCUCACGUGACAGAGCUGGACCUGAGUGACAACAACUUGAAGGACUCUGGAGUGAAGCUUCUGUGUGCUGGUUUUGGGAGUCCACAUUGUAAACUAAAGAGUUUAAGACUACAUAACUGUAAACUGGGAGGAGAUUGCUGUGAAGUACUAGCUUUUGCUCUCAGUACAGAGCAUACACAACUUACAGAACUGGACCUGAGUGCUAAUGACUUCCAGGAAGCAGGGGUGAAGGCUCUGUGUGUGGGACUGUGCAGCCAACACUGCAAACUAGAAAGAGUGAGUUUGAAUCGGUGCAAGCUGAAAGAGAAUUGCUGUGCAGAUUUGGCCACAGUUCUGAGUUCAGGAACAUCUCAGCUGAAAUCUCUUGACCUGACAAACAACAGCUUGAAGGACUCUGGUGUAUCACUGCUUAUCGCUGGACUGAGGAAUCCACACUGUAAACUGGAAAAGCUAAGGCUCAGCUGGUGUGGCCUUACACAGAAAUGUUGCGGUCACAUUGGUUCAGCUCUCAGCUCUGACUUUGGCAACCUCAUUGACCUGGAUCUGAGUGGAAACAGCCUGCAGGGUCCAGACAUGCAGCUGCUGUGUGCUGGAUUGAGAAGUCCACACUGUAAACUGGGGACAUUAAGGUUAAAUGAGUGCAAGCUCCAGAAAUGCUGUGCUGAUUUGGCCUCAGUCCUCAGCUGUGACACGUCUCACCUGAAGGAGCUUGAUCUGAGUAGGAAUGACCUACAGGACUCAGAAGUUAAACUGCUUUCUGCUGGACUGGCGAGCACACAUUGUACAUUGGAGACGUUAAUGCUGUCGUUCUGUGGAGUCACCCAGAAAGGCUGCAUUUAUUUGGCUUCAGCGCUGAGCUCCAAUCCUUCUCACCUGAGGCAGCUGGACCUCAGCUACAACUACCUGCAGGACUCUGGAGUGAAGCUGAUCUCUCUUCGCAGAAACGAUCCGCUGUGUAAACUGGAAGAACUAUGUGUGGACAAUAAUGCCGAGUGCUUCUUGACAUCGACACUGAAAAACUAUGCAUGUGCACUGACAUUGGAUGCAAACACUGCUGCCAAGUCUCUCUUUCUACACAACAGUGGAAAGCAGGUGACAUGGGUCAGGGAGAGACAGCAGUACCCAGACCAUCCCGACAGAUUCGAGAGUGUAUCCCAGGUGUUGUGUCAACAAGGCCUCACCCAACGCCACUACUGGGAGGUGGAGUGGCGAGGGCGCUGGGUGGAUGUCGCCGUGGCCAUGAGUGGCAUCCGUCGGAGGGCAAGCUCUCAUCUCUGUGGGUUUGGAGACACAGAGCAGUCCUGGUCUCUUUACUGUUCUGAGGAUCACUACAGUGCUCAGCACGACCACCAGCCAGUGGAAAUACCAGCUCCUCCGUCUCGCUCCCACAAGGUCGGAGUGUAUCUGGACUGGCCAGGCGGCACCCUGUCCUUUUACAGUGUAUCCUCUGGGACCCUCAGCCAUCUUCACACUUUCUAUAGCACCUUUACUGAGCCACUGUACCCUGGGUUUGGGAUGGAGGAGGAUGACUGCUCUGUAACCAUAUGUACAGUGGAGGGUUUGCCACAACUCAUUUCUCGGUCAGCUAGUGCAGAAAGAUUAGAGCAUUUUUGAGUGCAGGUCGGUUUGGGAAAUUUGAAUUUUAAGUAUGAAUGGGUGGUGUUAAUGGGUGAUUUUAAGAAAAUUGUGUUCUUCGGUUCUUUGAGGGUAGGAGCAAUGCUGGUGAAUGAUAUGUGAUGUAUAGAAAAAAAAGAAAAUUCAGAAUUGUCACCUGGGCUAUCAAGAUUUUCAAUUUUAAACCUACGUGAUAGAUUUUGAUAGAUUAUGUUAUUAAAAAGGUUUCUGUGAAA
Molecule: messenger RNA, 4141 nt
Organism: Scatophagus argus
Lineage: Eukaryota; Metazoa; Chordata; Actinopteri; Scatophagidae
Product: NACHT, LRR and PYD domains-containing protein 12-like
Exons: 11
Coding region: 177-3905 (1242 amino acids)
Molecular function (GO): protein binding
Source: RefSeq, a predicted model, not a curated record